GAACAAUUAAGGAAGGUUAGGGUUAUUCCCUGGGCCAGCAUGCCCUGGUGAGUGGCUGCUGCUGAAAGUGGGGUGAGAGUUUCCACACACUCAAGAGCCAAUGGAAAAUGUGAAAACUGAACCUUCUUCAGUAAGGUUCCAUGACUUCUGGUUUGCUCUCGAGACACCAGAGUACGUUCCUGACUCAGUCCACCAGCUACUGGCCACUCGAGGUUAUUUUUCAAGGACGAGGGUGGCCAGCAUGGGAUGUCCUCAGGCCAGGUUGCUUGCCCAGCUGCUGUACUCCCCCUUUCAUUUGGUUUAUAUUUAUAGGAAAUAUCCUUGCCUAGAUGGAAAAACACAUGAAAGAACAUUACUCUUGCUUCCUCUGCAUGCAGAGUACAUUCUUGUCAGGACAUGUGCCUUGUGACAGGUUGAGAGAGCACAUUUUGGGGAAGGGAAACUUUCUGACAACUCAUCCCUGAAAGACAAAUAGACGAUAACACUCCCAAUGGGCUCAAUCCUCACCAGGAGGAGGCAGCGCCUGACUUCAGUCAUGAUAUGCUGAUUUACAACAGAAAAAAAUCCAGCUAUAAAAGCAGUAGAAAAAGCAGUGCUGGACUGCCCCCUAAAAGGAUGCAAAGCCUGUCACCCAAAAUAACCACAGGAGGUGGUCCUUGCUGCAGAUAACUGACAUUUAGCAGCUCCGUGUGUCACAAGCAAAUGUCACAAGGGGACCAAGUGAAGGGGGAGGUGCUGGUGUGCCCAGAGACAGGCAAUCCUCUUCCAGGGGGAAGCCUGGAUGGCUGAGAGGGUCCUCUCCAAGUGCAUUCCGUGGACUACAGGUUUCAGUGUGUACAGAAAGGGAUGCUCCCUGAGCAGUUCUCCAUUUUUUCCCUUUUAGGCUUCAUGCAGCAUCCCCUGGCUUUAAAGCCAGAAGAUGAAAAUGAAGAGAAAUGGAGAAAUGGAAAGGACAUAUUUUCUCUCCAAUUCUUUAGGCUGGCCACCUGUCCCACAUCCCUUCCCAUUGCUUCUUUACAAAAAAGAGAUUUCGGCCACACCAUAUACCACUAACAAGGGAGAGAGCCAGCUCUGUAAACCUUCCACCUGAGGCUGAACAGAGAGGUGAGAGCUUUUACUGAGAAAAGACUGAGUAAAGACAAGCACCGUUCACCCAACUCUUUGCUAUUGUUGGAAGCAUCACAUAUCAGGACAUCCACAGCUGAAGCUAUGAAAGACAUAAACACAUCUACUUCAAAGGCCCUUACUCAAAACUGAACUGGGAUGCAACAAAUCAGCCCCCACAUUCAUACCAAAAAAAAAAAAAAAAAAAAAAAAAGAAAGAAAGAAAGGAAGAAAGGGGAAAUUCAGAUUAGUCACAAAGAAGUUUCCCCGCCUGCUUCUCUUUGUGCUUAAAGCAGCCUCCUGAAGGCACUGUCUUCACUUCAUCUCUGUCCCUGGGACAGGACCACAUAGCUCAUCUGCCGCUACUCAUCCAGACCCCUUGUUGUGUUCCUGGCCCCUUCCUCAGCAGUUGCUGGCAGUGCAGCUGAGAUGGAAGGACAGACAGAUGUAGAGCCGAGAAAUCAAAAUCAGAUGGAUCAUGAAAGGAAGCCUGCAGAGGAUGACUGGAAGAGCUGGCAAAGAGGGCAGGUUAGGAACACGCUGCACCUUGUGUCUGCGACUGCUCAGUGGAUUUUACUGCUUGCCUGCUUGAUUUACCUUGGUAUAGAUUCUCUGCAACCCUCAACGCCUUGGAGCCACUUUCACUUGGACAAAGUGCCGUGGACCCACAUCCGGUACACAGGAAAAAGCAUCAAAGGAGCAGCCAUGAAUUUCACUGCUGAAGUAGGCUCUAUGCAGAUCAGAAAUGGUUCCAUCACGAUCAGCUGUGAUGGCCUCUACUUAGUGUCCUUGAAGGGCUUUAUCCUUUUCUCUGACUUGGAAGAGGAGGACUUGCUGAAGCUGACACUGCAGAAGACAGACAAGACAACCAGCAGGGCCCUCUGGGAGCAAACGGUCCAGGAAAGUGACAAUGCAGUAAAUCUCAUCACGGUGCUCUACUUGUUUAAGUACGAUAACAUCACCCUGUGGACCAACUCCAACGCCACCAUCGCGGAUUUGUCGUUUAGCCUUGUGUUACAAAAUCCCUCCAAUUGCUCUCUGUAGAAGAUGAGAAGAUAUGAAAUGUAACAUGUAAAGUACAGCGUUUCCUACCAAUCUAUUUGCCUGUGGGAGGUUUGUUCUCACCGGCUGCACUUGUACAGGCAGACAGCUCUAGCCUCCCUCCUUGGGGCUCCGGAAAGCCUCAGCUGGAGUGCAGAUAAAUCACAGUGCAAACGGGUUUUAUAUAGUGCAUGCCGUGCUCAUCUCUUUGGAGCAAUGUGCAGCUGUUUCGCUACCCAGGAUGGAUCUUUCUAGCACUUGAGAAAGGGAUAUGUAGAGCCCUUGAGGAGAACAGAAAUGAAAGCUGAAGUCACCUAAGCUUAACUCAUAUUCAGAGAAACCUUGUGUUUCUGUUUACCUGACAGUAUCUGUAUAUAGUACAAAUGCACUGUACAUUUGCUAAAAUAAAAGGCUGGUAAAUCAGGCAGAUACUUCAAGUGUAUUGAAGAAGUUUGGAGAAGGAAGAGAACAGAUCUGCUCAACAGCCCUUUGCCUGGCAAGGCAGGAGACAGGCAAGAGGCAGCAAGAGACUUCCUUUGCAGUCAUCCAGAUAAAUCCUCUCUGACAGGUAAAGGCCAUGAAUAGAAGGUGUUAUUUUGGUAUGAGCUGACAGGACUGCACUGGACAGCAGAAAUACAGUUCCUGCAGUGACUAUGAGGCUUUUAGGAGUAGCUUUUAAGAAUGGAGGCCCACUGGCUGUUCCAGCUAUGCAGACUACUGCAGCCUGAGACGAGGGAAUUCUGGUGGGACACUUACAUCUUGAAACCAGCUCUCAAAGCUGUUAAGUUGAAGAAGAAUCUCCUUCGAGCACACACACACACACAGGCUGGCUUGACCCAAAAAUGAUCCAGCACAUAAAAACUUGGGAAUACAUGAAGACUCUGGAUUUGGUGGGUUCUCUCUAAUGAACCAAGUGAAACCUGCAGCUCUGCUCACCCUUUCCUUUGGGAGGACUCAGAUGGUUCCUGGGAGCCUCGCAGUAGGCUUUGUCAUAUAGGUAUGCACCACAGGGAGAUUCACAGGCACAACUUACAUGAUGUGCCUGUGCACCCUGCCUUGGCUCCUGCUGAAGUCAGACUGCUGUCAGUGAUCCUGGGCCGUGCAGUGCUCAUUACUGCUUGUGGCUGCUGAGGACAAAUCAUGCCCUGCCCUGUGCUGCAGCCAGCACAUGAGCUGAGCACUGCCCGUGACUUGUAUUUUUGGUUGAAGUGGGGCAGAUUUCAAGGGCAAGUUGACUACCUGGCUCCCUAUGAACUCCAGCAACGUUUCAGCAUCUCACUGCUGGGUGGACAAUCCAAAGUAUUUUGUAAAAAGUAUUUAUGUAUUUAUACUAUAGGCAUAAGAACGUUACUUCAGAUUUCUUAGAAACACUGGGAAGGGUUCAGACUUCGGGUUGUCAGCACUAAGCUCCUCUUUGCAGAUGCUCCCAAUGCCCUGGAGCGUUCCUGCUGCACAGGCACCCUGCUGCUGCCCGUCUCAGCUCCCAGCCAACCCGCUCCUGGCUGAGCAUUCCUGCAGGUUCAGGUGCCAAAGGCAGCUAAGGCAAUCUUCCAAGCCUUGGUGAGCUUUUCCGCAUACUUUAUGCUGUUGUUGACAGGUUUUAUGAACAUCCCUGCCUGGGGCCAGGCCAUAGCCCCAGGGAAACCUCCAUUGACUAACACAGUUACUCAUGGUGUGCCAAGAAGCAGCUUUUUCUCAGGACUGAGAAGCUGUGGGCUGACUUCCACCUGCAGGAUGUUCCUUCCCAGCUACAAGGGGCAUUUUGGGCUUUUACCUGUGGCCAUUCUGCCCACCACUGGCACCAAAGGCAGCUGCAGCCUGCCUACAAGCUGGGGGUUGUCACACUCCCCAGCUGAAGUAAGAAUGUGUUUCACCUCCUAAAA
Messenger RNA from Strigops habroptila (Kakapo), 4028 nucleotides. It is a transcript of the gene TNFSF4, whose product is annotated as TNF superfamily member 4. Gene Ontology annotation, molecular function: cytokine activity. The transcript has 3 exons. NCBI's taxonomy places the organism in Eukaryota, Metazoa, Chordata, Aves, Psittaciformes, Psittacidae. The coding region runs from base 1534 to 2148 and encodes 204 amino acids. The record is from RefSeq and is a predicted model, not a curated record.